AUGUCUCUGGUUACCUGUUAUUUUCCCUCCGUCUUUUUGCCUUUUUUGCCUUUCGUUUUCUUAUAUCUUACCAUCUUUUUCUUUUUUUCGUUCUUUCUAUCUUUCUUUUUUCUUUCUUUCUUUCUUUCUUUCUCUCUCUCUCUCUCUCUCUCUCUCUCUCUAUUCUUUCCUCCUACCUUUUUUAUCUAUUUCGAUUGUUCUUUCUUUCUUUCUUUCUUUCUUUCUUUCUUUCUCUCUUUCUUUAUAUCUGUUACUUUCUUUAUUUUACUUGAUUGUUCUCCCUUAAAUAAUUGCCAAUAUUUGUGUUUUACACUGGGUCCUCUUUCUUUCUCUCUUUCUUUAUUUCUCUCUCUCUUUCUUUCUUUCUUUCUUUCUUUAUAUCUGUUACACGUUCCUUUCUUCUUCUUGUCCAUCUUUCAUUUUCCUUUUUCUUUCUUUCUUUCUUUCUUUCUUUCUUCCUUUCUUUCUUUCUUUCUUUCUUUCUUUCUUUCUUUCUUUCUUUCUAUAUUUAUUUAUUUAUACCUACGUAAAUCUUUCUUUUUUUUAAUUCCGUAUUGUUUUUCUUUAUUUCUUUCUUUCUACUUACCCUCCUAUCUAUUCUUGUCCCAGUCAUACAGAGAUUUCUAA
Acanthosepion pharaonis is the source of this 627-nucleotide messenger RNA. The record is from the annotation of a GenBank genome assembly. Lineage: Eukaryota; Metazoa; Mollusca; Cephalopoda; Sepiida; Sepiidae.